Diorhabda carinulata is the source of this 1425-nucleotide messenger RNA. Its product is annotated as zinc finger protein OZF-like. Gene Ontology annotation, biological process: regulation of transcription by RNA polymerase II. The coding region runs from base 23 to 1312 and encodes 429 amino acids. Gene Ontology annotation, molecular function: RNA polymerase II cis-regulatory region sequence-specific DNA binding; DNA-binding transcription factor activity, RNA polymerase II-specific. The record is from RefSeq and is a predicted model, not a curated record. NCBI's taxonomy places the organism in Eukaryota, Metazoa, Arthropoda, Insecta, Coleoptera, Chrysomelidae. The transcript has a single exon.
AACAAGAAGAAGAAUUAUUAUUAUGUUAAAUGUGUGGUUAAUACUAAGAUUGGGUAAUGAGUGUUUAUUAUAUAGUACAGUAAUUGUUUUUAGUUAUGGUUCUGAAUUUAUAGUUAUAGAAAUAAAAAGCAAGUUUUUUACUUUAAAAAAAUUUACGUAUACCGUCAUAGCUUUAAUAAAAAUUAACCAAAUGAACGAUCAAGAAAAGGUUAAUAGUUGGGAAUGCAUAGUUUGUUUUGAAAGUUUUAAAUUGAAUAGCGAUUUAACGGAUCAUCUUAGAAGGCAUAUUGGAAUUCAGAGUUUUACGUGUUCCGUUUGUUUCGAAUCCUUCACUGAAAAAAAUCUAUUAAUACAGCAUAUAGACACCCACAAUAAAGUUAGUAGAGACAUUUCACAAUCGAAAUCUAUAGUUAAUUCAGAUCUAAUAGAUACAUCCGAAGAAGCGGAAUUAUUACAAAAUAUUGACAAAAUUAUUGAUGAAAAAAUACGCUAUUCUCAAAUUGAAAAUAUAAACCAAGAUAAUGAUUCCUCUGAUAUUGAAGUCGAAACUUUUUCUCAGUGUACACUUUGCGCCAAAGAAUUUUCUUCGACCGUUGAAUUAGCAGCCCAUCUUCAAAAACAUAUUAAGUUGAAACCUUUCGAUUGUACUACGUGUUUAGUGUCGUUUUCUAAUAAAAAUCAGUUGCUCAAACAUGUGAAAGUGUGUGAAGAAAUACCAGAAAGUGGAAAUAAAAAUCUAGGAUUGAAUAAUAAAAAGUUGAAGAAGUGUAAUGGUAAAAAGUGUCACAUUUGUAACAUAUGUGAGAGGCAAUUUGCAAGUAACACAAAUUUAAGGAAGCAUUUGAGGUACCACAUAGGCGAAAUUAAAUAUGUUUGUUCUUAUUGUGAGAAAGGAUUUGUUCAAGGGCACGCCCUUAGGACUCACCUUCGAAAACAUACUGGAGAAAAACCGUACCAAUGUGAAAUAUGUUCAAAAAGUUUUUCGUCUAAAUCCAACAGAGACAACCAUGUAAUGGCCCAUAAUAAUCAGUACAAAUUCAAAUGUGAAAAGUGUGAUAAAACGUUCAUAAAAAAAAUAAAUUACAAGUCUCAUUUAAAAAAGCACUACCAUGUCAAAUUACAUUCAUGUAAAAUUUGUUUAAAAUCUUUCUACACAAAAAACUCUCUGAAUCAGCAUAUCUUGGGACAUAGGAAACAAAAUAUGUUGGAGUGUCCCAUGUGUUCAAGUACAUUUAAAACAAAAAGUAGCUUCAAACAACACAUGGAACUGCAACAUGAAAAUCAAACAGAAAAAUCUACGAAAGAGGCGUAGUAAGCGAUUUCUAAGAAGUAUUUGGGACAAAAUUACAAGUUGAAAUUCAUCAUGAAAUUCAUUCAUAUCAAACUUUUUUGUAUAAAAAUUGAAUAAAAUAAAUUAUGAAUGUA